Sesamum indicum (sesame) is the source of this 757-nucleotide messenger RNA. Lineage: Eukaryota; Viridiplantae; Streptophyta; Magnoliopsida; Lamiales; Pedaliaceae. The record is from RefSeq and is a predicted model, not a curated record.
ACGAAUUUAUAAAGAACAUGCCCAUCAAACCAAAUGCAGUUAUAUGGAGAACUUUGCUUGCAUCAUGUAGAGUACAUAAGCUCGUCGAAAUUGGGGAAGUAGCGCUGAAGCAUGCUCUCAGAUUGGAGCCAGCACAUAGUGGGGAUUAUAUACUAUUAUCUAAUCUAUAUGCAUCAGUAGGUAGAUCAAAUGAUGCUGCAAGACUGAGAGAUGAGAUGAAAAGACUUGGUAUCAAGAAGAGCCCAGGGUGCAGCUACAUUGAAUUGGACGGUAUCAUCAAUGAGUUUUUGGCGGAAGAUGACAAACACCCUGAGUCUAAGGAGAUAUACAACGCAAUAGAAAACACCAUGGCACAGAUCAAGCUGGCUGGCUAUGUACCUGACAAAGCACAGGCAAGGUUAGAAGCAGAGGAAGAUGACAGAGAAGCAUCUGUUUCUCAUCACAGUGAGAAGCUGGCCAUUGCUUUUGGCCUUAUUAGGACAUCUCCAGGGGCAACAAUCAGGGUAACUAAAAACCUCAGAAUAUGCACAGACUGCCACAAUGCAGCAAAAGUUAUUUCGAAGGUUUUCUGCCGAGAAAUUGUUGUUAGGGAUAGAAGCCGAUUUCACCACUUCAAAGAUGGGUCAUGUUCCUGUAACGAUUUCUGGUGAUCUACGAAUUGUUCAAUUGAGAUUCAGCAUUUAUGUUGUAUGAGCGUUAUGAUCUUUCAUAAUCAGAGGUUCUUGUCUACAGUCAUAACAAGAAAUUAUUGCUACAA